AACAGGAUGGUGAAAUUGAUCGACGAAUCGGCGCAGCAAGUGGUGUCUUACGCUUACUUUAUCGAUCGGUUGUGACUAAAGUAGAACUGAGUAAAAAGACAAAGCUAGCGAUUUUCAAAUCAGUGUAUCGACCUACACUCAUAUAUGGUCACGAACAAUGGAUAUUGACAGAGAACACUCGCUCUCGAAUACAAUCGGCUGAGAUACGAUUUCUACGUAGAGUAGCUGGUUUGACACUUCGAGAUAAAAUCAGAAGUUCCAGCAUAUAUGAAUCUCUACAAAUUGAACCACUACUUCUUCAUAUUGAACGUUCACAAUUACGAUGGUUAGGACAUGUCCUAAGAAUGCCACAAAAUCGAUUACCGUACCAAAUAUUCCAAGGUAAGCCAACGGGAAAAAGACCAAUCGGACGACGAAGAACAAGUUGA
This is a messenger RNA of Rotaria sp. Silwood2, 428 nucleotides long. Lineage: Eukaryota; Metazoa; Rotifera; Eurotatoria; Philodinida; Philodinidae. The record is from the annotation of a GenBank genome assembly.